Molecule: messenger RNA, 1253 nt
Organism: Protopterus annectens (West African lungfish)
Lineage: Eukaryota; Metazoa; Chordata; Ceratodontiformes; Protopteridae
Product: lactosylceramide 4-alpha-galactosyltransferase-like
Exons: 3
Coding region: 167-1195 (342 amino acids)
Biological process (GO): protein O-linked glycosylation
Molecular function (GO): acetylglucosaminyltransferase activity
Source: RefSeq, a predicted model, not a curated record
UUUGGCAAGCAGUGAAUUACCGUUAGUGGCAAACAUCACUUCAGCAUGUGACACUAAACUGACUGCAAAACACUUUCAUUUCGUCUUUUGCUGCACGAGUGUGGUAUUAAUUUUAUUCCAUGCUUUGCUUCCAUUUUAGGAUAAAAAGAUCAAUCACAAGUGAGACAUGAGUGACAGAUCUAAACUUUUGGAGACAGGCAUUUUUCAAGGAGUCAUCAGAAAGUCUAGCUGCAUAACCGUUCGAAAUGUAAUAGGUGUAUGUUUAAUAAGUAUAUAUAUUACAUAUGUUUUAAUUCAAGUUGAAACACAAAGUGACACUUCACUGAAGCAGCCAUCACCUAAACCUGCAAAAAGGAAUGAAAACUACUCUUAUAUUAUCUUUGUACAAACUACAGACUCAGGUUUGCCUUCUUUAGUGGUUUGUGCCAUUGAAUCUGCUGCAAUCAUCUAUAAAAGAAGGAAAGUUCGAUUUUACAUGAAAGGGACGAAUGAUGAAAAUCCAAAACGCUCAGAUCCAGGACUUGAGCUGCUGAAAACCAUUUCAAAUGUUGAAAUUCUUAAACUGGAUCCAGAAUCAGUUUUAGAAAACACUCCCCUAGAAAAGUGGUAUAAAAAUACAGAUCCUACAAAAGAACGGUACUGGACCCAUGUCCAGUCAGAUGCCUUUAGGUACGCACUGCUCUGGCAAAAUGGCGGAAUGUAUAUGGAUACUGACGUCAUUUCAAUUAAGGCCUUACCAGAAGGGAACUUCCUGGGAUUCCAAUCUUCUGGCACUCUCAAUGGUGCUGUCUUAAGUUUUAGUACUCGUAGUUCACUUUUGUAUGCAUGUAUGACUGACUUUGUUCAAAAUUACCAAGGCAGUGUCUGGGGGCAUCAGGGUCCUGGUUUGCUGACACGUGUUUUUCAAAGAUUGUGUAAUGUUUCUAUGAUGGAUUCUGAGACCGAUCACAAAUGCACUUCGCAGAACAUUACCUUCAUGAAACGGUCGGCAUUUUAUCACAUUCCAUAUCCAGAAUGGAAGAGAUUUUACAGCACUUCAGAUAAUCCCUCUGUUUUUCAGGACUUUUACGCUGUACAUGUGUGGAAUCAAAUGAACCAGUGGAAUGGAAAAAAGACAAUCAAAGCACAGGAUGAAACCUUAUUAGAGAAGCUUUUUAAAGAAUACUGUCCACAGACCCAUAGUAAACUUUUAUAAUUUGAAGCUGUAAUGGAAAAAUCAUGUCUGAAUAUAGAUUCAUUGGCAUUGGUCCACA